UCACGUGACGACGCGGCCAGCUGAUUUCAGUUUGAGCGGUCAUUUCGAGACGAACAGUAGCAAGUAGCAGACAUCGCGCACAUUUAGUAGUAAUUCUUGCAUAUCUACAGCCUCAAACUCUCAGGGAAUAGUCAUGAAAGUAGAAAACCAGAUGACUAGAAGGAGAACAUGCCGUCGCUGCAAAUCUGUGUACAAGCAAUGCAAGCCCAGCGUGAGGAAAGCCCCCGACAUCUGGGCACUCCCGGAAGAACUGCAACUCCUCAUGCUUAGGUACCUCCCAGCAAAGGACCUUGCCAAUAUGAGACUGGUCCACUCAAGCUUCAAGCAGCUAGUAGACAACAACCCUACGCUAUGGGUGAACACUAACUUUGGGGGCAUCUGGCCCAGUCCAGCCAAUGUGGAACAGCUGAAAAAAAUUGCAGAAUACGGAAACCUGGAGCUACUUAUCAAGUUGGGAGUGGCCUAUCUGUACAAUGAAGGAUUUCCCGAAAUCGAGGGUGAGCAGGCGAGCAGGAACGGUGUCCGUGCAGCCGAGUUCUUCAUGAAGUCAGAGGAGCUGGUCCGAGCGGCAGGCACCCCACCCUUCACCUGGCUCUUCAUCCGGCCUCCAUGGACCACGACCGGCACCUGCUGCAAGUCACUCGCUUUCAAGACUAUCAAGGACCAGGCAGCUAGCUCAGAGAAUACCAGUCCAGCCUUGCCAUUCUGCAUAGCCAAAGCACAAGGACUCUUUGAUGACGAGGAAGAGCGGUCAGAGGCAAUCAAAUGGUUUGAGAAGUCAGCCAACAUGGGAUCUGAGUAUGCCACCUUUACUAUGUGGGAGCUCAGGCACAAGGACCAGAUGAUCGAGCCUGUAGGUAGCAGACAUGCUGUUAGACUGCUACGAGAGAUUACUGCUUCUGGCUCCUGGCAGGCACAGCUGGAACUGUGCAAUGGAUAUGCCAAGGGUCUGUACGGCGGUGUGUGCGCUGCGCAGGCGGCUGAGGUGGUCAGACAGUUCGUGCUGUCCUCCCAGCCCUCCUACAGCCACAGGAUCUUCGAGAUUCAGAAAGGCAUGAACAACAUCAUGAGAUUUAUCUUGGUAGACUGGUUGGUGGAAGUUGCUUCCAUGAAGGACUUCUCGACACAGGUGCUUCAUGCGGCCGUGCGCUGCGUGGACCGUUACCUCAUGACACACAAGACUCCGCGCUCCAAGCUGCAGUUGGUGGGGGUCGCUUCCAUGGUGCUAGUAACACGAUAUCUUGCCAAGGACAUCCUGACAGUCCGUGAGGCCGUCUGGCUGACAGACAACACCUACAAGUACGAGGAUGUGGUCAGGAUGAUGGGGGAGCUGACGGCCACGCUUAGGGGAGAAAUCAGGGCCCUGACCUCAGCAGACUACUUGGACCUGUUCUUCAAGCUGCAGUUGCUGGACCAGAGGACCAAGUGUCUGGCAGCCUACAUCUGUGACCUGGCCCUGCUGCAGACGGAGAUCAUGGGCACCUACAGUCCUGCCGUCAUUGCUGCAAGUGCGCUGCUGCUAGCCAAGAUGACUACCAACAAAGAUGCUGAACUAUGGUCCAGUCACAUGACACAGUUCACUGGCCUUCAGGUCGUGGACCUCCUGACCUGCACGCUUCAGGUCUACCACAAGUGUUUGUGCCAACCCCCGCCACGGGAUCACCACAAUAACCCCCUGACCGCGGUCAGGCAGCACUACGGCGACGAGCGCUUCUGCAAGGUCAGCGAGAUCGAGCUCCUCAGCAACAACGAGCUGAUAGCAAGGCUGGGAUUGGACAGCAAUGUUGCAGCAGAGCCAAUCACGGCUGACUUUGCAAACCAGAAGUUGAACAUAGACAUCCUGGGAUCCUCUCCAAGACCAGUCAAGAGUGCAAGACCCUGCCCUGACCAAGAGGCAGACCGCAGCACCAUGGUGACGCCCAUCAUGGAACUGUCCAUGGACAACUCUGGGUACGAGGGAGACAUGGAGAGUGAGGGAGAAUACCUGGACAUGUCCGAUGAGGAAAUGAGUGAAGAUGACCACGGAGAAGACGAGGUGUGCACCUGCUGCUCAGCAAGUGCCUCAUCUGACAACGCUUCUGAUUGGCUGGAUGUCAUCAGCCCCACCGCAGCUAACAAACCAUUGUUCAGGACACAGAUCGCUGUUGACCAAUCCAUGACCAGUAUGGACGUCUCCAUGGAGACCCCCAGUCAGUUUCUCCAGGACUUUAACUCCUUUGACAUUGAGGGUGCUAGUAACAGCUCUGGGGUGUACCAUGAUGAAAUGGGGGAGGCGACGGCCAAAGUUUUCCAGCCACUGUCUAAGGGCAUGAGGAACAUCACGAUACGUGCGCGCCGCAGGGCCAGCUCUCCCGAGUCGUCGAGUCCAUGUUCAAGUGCAUGCUCCAGCCCCAGAGCGCCUCUACGGGCCCUACAGAACAUCAGCCAGGAUGUUGCCAAUGCAGUUCUACCUCAGAAGAAAUCAGUCAAGAGAAAGGAGUGUGCUUGACUUGAGCUCUGAGGAAAAUGUUUCAGAUACUGUGUAGGCCAGCAAAUAACUGCCAUGUGUGAUAGAACAGUAGUUGUGUUUGGCAUCAUGAUCUGCAUGCAAUACCAUUUGUAGAUGUGUUUUGAGAGGCUGAAGUUUUCUGCCAAAAAGUUGACAGUUGUAGCUAUAAGAAAACUUAGGCCUUUGCAAUACAUACAUGUACAAGUAGAACUGUAUCCCAGGCAAUAGUGAAGGCUUUGUUUUCAAUACAGCAUCUAGGCAGUAGUUCUCAAUGUUACAGACUCUGUGCCAUACUUUUGUUUGGCUGCUAGUGUUACUAUCCAUGUUUCUUUGUGAAUUCUGGCAGCUUUCAUUUGUACCAGUACAUAUAUUCCAGAUUACAUUCUAUGGUCUUUCAAUACUCAUGGUGAUGGCAGCUGUCUUAAACUCCAAUUGUAUAUGUCUAUAUCGAUAGACUUGAAUAAUACAAAUAUUUCAUUCAAUACCAAAGUUUUUCUUCACAUGUCUUGUCAUGUGAGAUAUCAGUAGGUUGUGAUUGAUGAUCUGCAAAUUCAUUGUGGAUACUUUUUGCAAGGAAAUAUACAAGAAUGCAGAGCUUGAGGUUGUCAUUUAGAUUAUUGUGACAAAUAUGCUACUAAUGGUAUCCUUUGAUGUAAGCAAGCUACAAAAGUUUAAUAUGAUUAUGUGUGUUGUUGAGAGAAAUCUAAUCACAACACAAAGCAAGGUGGAAAAUGAUUUUGAUAAUUGAAAAAGCCAAACAAAAAGAUGUACCAAUAUUUAACAUAUCUUCAGCUAAAAUGACUUUCAGUAGAUUUACUGACAUCAAUAAGGCAGUACAUAGACUUGGACUGAAUUCAUAAAGUACCAAAUGAAGUUGGUCAUGUGUAGUUUGUAUCUGACAUUUAUGGUGCUCGAAAACACUUUGGUGCAAUGUCAGGAUUUGAUAUCAUUUAUAUUGUGUAGAAGGACAUGACAAUGAAUUUUCAUUUGUGACUAUCAAAUAUGCAGUUUCUAAGAAUUGAACUGUCACAAUAUUCUUAAGGUAUACUUAUCAGGGCUGUCCACACUUUUUUCCCCAUAAUUUGUACAUAUUUUGUUAACCCUUUUGGUCUAGAUAUAGGAUAUUGAUAAUUUUGAAUUCUCGUUUCCAAGUCAGACUUGCUAUUUGUUACAAUGUGAUGAAUGUAUAUUGUUACCCUUGGCAAUGCUGUCUUAUGGUGUAACCAACAUAGUUUGGUGUGUGAGUUAAACAAGACUAGCCCAGCCUAUAUUAGGAGAGAAACUUAUAUACUUGCAAAGCAGACAUAGGCUUUAGAUGACUAGAUCUAUGUAAAAAUGUUUCCAUAGAGAACGAUAGCUUUGGUGCGAUAGGUUGCAUUAACAAUUUGCUGCUUGGCUAGUUGCAUGCCACGCUGCUCUUUAGCAAGAAGCUUUGGUGCAAUGAGGCAGGAUACUUUGUGUCUCCAGCCUUGCCACGAUAUAUUAAUAUGAUCUUCACGUUUUGCACCCAGCUUUAUUGUAUAUACAAGUCAGACAUGCAGUUCUUCAAAUAACAUUCCAAGAUAUUCUCAUAAGAAUGGUAAGCAUAAAUCUGGUUAUUUUCAUGUAAACUUCAGGGAGAAUCCAACCUAUUUUUGUACGCUCCAUAUCAUCAUUUGUACGUUCCACACCGUUUUCUAUUAAAUGGAAUUUCUUGUACCCUUUUUUCCAGUGUAUACUUUAUUCCAACUGUUGGGCAAAACAACUUGUCAGAUGUAUAAUUGUACAUGUACCUCUGAUAAGCAAUAUGAAAAACCAAUAAUUUUGUAACAAUCAAAGUUACUUCACAUGUAUCGGAGGCUAAUUAUACAAUUUGCACCUAAGCUAUAAAUAUACUGAGCUGACUUCAUGUUGAACAUUACUUCAAGGGAAUGUAAACACAUAGCAGUCAUUUACAGGAACAUACAAAAAA
This is a messenger RNA of Branchiostoma floridae (Florida lancelet), 4439 nucleotides long. RefSeq names its product cyclin-F-like. The record is from RefSeq and is a predicted model, not a curated record. Gene Ontology annotation, cellular component: cyclin-dependent protein kinase holoenzyme complex; cytoplasm; centrosome. Gene Ontology annotation, molecular function: protein binding; cyclin-dependent protein serine/threonine kinase regulator activity. Lineage: Eukaryota; Metazoa; Chordata; Leptocardii; Amphioxiformes; Branchiostomatidae. The transcript is spliced from 16 exons. Bases 134 to 2488 code for a protein of 784 amino acids. Gene Ontology annotation, biological process: regulation of cyclin-dependent protein serine/threonine kinase activity; mitotic cell cycle phase transition.